CUCCCCCAGGACCGUCCCCUGCUGCGCGCCCGAGCGGCUCCAUGUAUCCGGAAUCCACGACGGGCUCCCCGGCUCGGCUCUCGCUGCGGCAGACCGGCUCGCCCGGCAUGAUCUACAGCACUCGCUAUGGGAGCCCCAAAAGACAGCUGCAGUUCUACAGGACCCUUCGGCACUUCCCGGGUGGACGCGGCGGCCGGCGGGCCAGGCUGGACCAUGCUGUCCAUGACGUACAGCGAGAGCCUGCGGAGUGUGAGCAGCCGGUGCCACUCGGACUGGGCGCUGCCCGCCAUGCGCCAGGCUGGCACGCUGGAGCUGCAGCGGCUGCGGGAUGUGCGGGCGGCCGCCCGGGCCAGGAACAUGGAGAGUUUCCUGCGCACGCACGGCCUCUCCCUGGACGGCUGCACCGCCCAGCAGACGGGCAUGAAGUACCGGAACCUGGGGAAGUCGGGCCUGCGGGUCUCCUGCCUGGGGCUCGGAACAUGGGUCACCUUUGGAGGCCAGAUCACCGACGAGAUGGCGGAACAGCUGAUGACCUUAGCCUACGACAACGGCAUCAACCUCUUCGACACGGCGGAAGUGUACGCGGCGGGCAAGGCUGAAGUGGUGCUCGGCAACAUCAUCAAGAAGAAGGGCUGGAGGCGGUCCAGCCUGGUCAUCACCACCAAGAUCUUCUGGGGAGGAAAAGCAGAGACUGAGAGGGGCCUCUCCAGGAAGCACGUCAUUGAAGGCCUGAGGGCGUCACUGGAGCGGCUGCAGCUGGAGUACGUGGACGUGGUCUUUGCCAACCGCCCGGACCCCAACACACCCAUGGAAGAGACGGUACGAGCCAUGACCCACGUCAUCAACCAGGGGAUGGCCAUGUACUGGGGCACGUCACGCUGGAGUUCCAUGGAGAUCAUGGAGGCUUACUCCGUGGCCCGGCAGUUCAACCUGAUCCCGCCCAUCUGCGAGCAGGCCGAGUACCACAUGUUUCAGCGGGAGAAGGUGGAGGUGCAGCUGCCCGAGCUCUUCCACAAGAUAGGGGUCGGCGCCAUGACCUGGUCCCCUCUGGCCUGCGGCAUCGUCUCGGGGAAAUACGACAGUGGCAUCCCGCCCUACUCGAGAGCCUCCUUGAAGGGCUACCAGUGGCUGAAGGACAAGAUCCUGAGUGAGGAGGGCCGGCGCCAGCAGGCCAAGCUGAAGGAACUGCAGGCCAUCUCCGAGCGGCUGGGCUGCACCCUGCCCCAGCUGGCCAUAGCCUGGUGCCUGAGGAACGAAGGCGUCAGCUCCGUGCUCCUGGGCGCCUCCAGUGCAGACCAGCUGAUGGAGAAUAUCGGGGCCAUCCAGGUCCUCCCCAAACUGUCGUCCUCCAUCAUCCACGAGAUCGACAGCAUCCUGGGCAAUAAACCCUACAGCAAAAAGGACUACCGGUCGUGAGCGGCCCGUGCCGGCUGGACGCUGUGCCCCCCCCCCAGUCUCUGUCCGCUUCCAGCUGUUUUGAGGCCAAGUCAGGCACGUGGCUGGCGCCCACGAGCAAACUAGCACCGAGGGCCGGGAAACUGCCCUCUGCCAGCCCCCGUCGCUGCUUCUCUGGGCCGAGGUGGGGGGCGGCCCUGAGCCCCGCAUCCCCGCCAGCGCCUCUGCCCCGCCUCCAGCGCACCGCGGACCCCCCAGCACAGCCCC
Messenger RNA from Sorex fumeus (smoky shrew), 1662 nucleotides. It is a transcript of the gene KCNAB2, whose product is annotated as potassium voltage-gated channel subfamily A regulatory beta subunit 2. The transcript has 16 exons. Gene Ontology annotation, molecular function: potassium channel regulator activity; transmembrane transporter binding; voltage-gated potassium channel activity. Gene Ontology annotation, cellular component: extrinsic component of cytoplasmic side of plasma membrane; membrane; voltage-gated potassium channel complex. Lineage: Eukaryota; Metazoa; Chordata; Mammalia; Eulipotyphla; Soricidae. The coding region runs from base 127 to 1416 and encodes 429 amino acids. Gene Ontology annotation, biological process: regulation of potassium ion transmembrane transport; potassium ion transport; transmembrane transport. The record is from RefSeq and is a predicted model, not a curated record.